AUGAAUUCUUAUCAGGGUCAUAUCUUCAUAUGUUUCCUAGCUUUCAUCCAGAAACCAAAAUUUUUUUUUGAUAUACGAUUGUAUUUGUUUGAACAGCAGGGAAAGGUAAAUUUGCAAUUCUUUUUCACUUAUUUUUUCAUUAAAGUUAAAACAAUUUAUAUAAAACAGCUGGAUCUUCUUAGACUAUUUGCCAACGCAUGUGGCUAA
Molecule: messenger RNA, 207 nt
Organism: Blepharisma stoltei
Lineage: Eukaryota; Ciliophora; Heterotrichea; Heterotrichida; Blepharismidae
Source: the annotation of a GenBank genome assembly